Sturnus vulgaris (Common starling) is the source of this 490-nucleotide messenger RNA. It is a transcript of the gene RAMP1, whose product is annotated as receptor activity modifying protein 1. Gene Ontology annotation, molecular function: coreceptor activity. Gene Ontology annotation, cellular component: membrane; signaling receptor complex; cell surface. Gene Ontology annotation, biological process: intracellular protein transport; receptor internalization; protein localization to plasma membrane. NCBI's taxonomy places the organism in Eukaryota, Metazoa, Chordata, Aves, Passeriformes, Sturnidae. The record is from RefSeq and is a predicted model, not a curated record.
CGCGGGCGCGGAGCCCGCCCGGCCCCGGGAGCGGAGCCGCUCCUGCCGCGGGGCCAUGGCCCUGCUCCCGCGGCGCUUCCUCUGCUUCGUCCUGGCCCAGCACUUCAUCGCAGCCACGGCGUGCCAGGAGGCCGACUACGGCUGGAUGAUCCGGCACUACUGCCUCAAGCAGUUCCAGCUCAGCAUGGAGGGCAUUGGCCAGCGCCUCUGGUGUGACUGGGACGAGACUGUGGGCACUUACGGGGAGCUGACCAACUGCACGGCGCUCAUCGCCGAGAGGCUCGACUGCUACUGGCCCAACCGGCUGGUGGACGAGUUCUUCGUGGCCGUGCACAAGCAAUACUUCAGGAACUGCUCGCCGUCGGGCCGGGCUCUGCACGACCCCCCGAACGGCGUCCUGUGUCCCUUCAUCGUGCUGCCCGUGCUGGUCACCCUGCUGAUGACAGCGCUCGUGGUGUGGAGGAGCAAACGCAGCGAGGGCAUCGUGUAG